Molecule: messenger RNA, 1564 nt
Organism: Tigriopus californicus
Lineage: Eukaryota; Metazoa; Arthropoda; Copepoda; Harpacticoida; Harpacticidae
Exons: 3
Coding region: 20-1177 (385 amino acids)
Molecular function (GO): sequence-specific DNA binding
Source: RefSeq, a predicted model, not a curated record
UUGGACUGCUGGUGACGUCAUGGUAAUUUUGCCCCUGGUUUCGAUCGGGGUAAAUUCGAAGCAUCUAAAAUUACGAAUGAAGAUUCGGGUACAGCAUCGAAGUAACUACCAUCAUUUCAUUUGCAUUAGUAUCAUGGUCAAAAGUUGUUCGGCAUUCGGAUGCGUGAACCGCGCCAAGAAAGGCAUCUCGAGCUGGGAGACGUCUUUCCAUUGCUUUCCACAAGUUCCCGAGCUCCGGCAGAAGUGGGUGCACGCCAUCCGACGACAUAACUUUACACCCACGCGUUGGUCGAGCAUUUGCAGUGAUCACUUCAGAGAUGAAGAUUUUGAGUCCAAUCUGGAAGUGAAGCGGCUCAAAUCCGAGGCCGUACCGUCUAUAUUUAAGGGUUUUCCCCAUCAUGCCCGAUCUCGGGUAAAGAGUACCCGCACCAAAGUGUACCGCCCCCCUGUAUCGCCCUCGCCCCCCCUGGCUCAAGACCCGUCGGAAGGGCCGUCGAGCGAAGAGCCGCCCCUGUCGCCUUCCAUGUUCACUGAAAGCGCCUUUUUGGACUGUCCUGCCCUUUUCUCCCCGGAAGAAUCUCCGUACCUGGACUCGGACCCAUCCUUGAGCACUGGUUCAGCAGGAGAAGCAGCCAUACCCACGGAUUUGUCGCUGACCGGACACGGAGAAGAAAUAUCCGGACCGUCGUCGGUCCUGAGACCGGGUCAAAUCCCACCCUUUCAUCUGACGCAUCAAGCCCGUAUCGCUCGCGAUCAUAACUACAAUUGUUCGCCGGAUAUCGAUCUGGUGCGCUGGAAGAUGCUUGCCCAGCAAAGCUUGAUUGUAGAGAAAGUAAAAAAGGUCGAGCGGUUCAAACAGCAAUGCCACAAGUUCAAAAAGAAGAACCAGGAGUUGAUCGAGAGCCUGAAAGAGGCUCGUAGUCUGAGAAAGAAGUUGAGAUCGGCCGAGGACUUGGUCAUCUCCCCGGAUCGAUUCUCGAGUCGCGAAUUCCAGGUGGUCAAGGAUUUCGUUCAAGCCAAGCCUGGACGCCACCGGUAUUCUGAGGAAUCGAAGACCUUUGCUAUGGCUCUGCACAAGUGCAGCCCUCAGGCCUAUCAGUUGGUGUCGUCCUUGUUCACAUUGCCCUGCUCGACCACCUUCCGAAAGCUGGUCGCCUCCACCGACCGUCCGGCUUGAUUCAAUAAUCGUAUGUAGGUCAGAAGUGAGUUCAAACGUGGUCGGGUUGAGCGAGCGCCAUCCGAAUUCCGGACCUAUAUUAGCUGUUGGCCUUAUUAGCUCUUUGGAAUCGUGACUAUCCCCGAAUGAGUUCAAACGGCUCAAACCCCCAGAUUCGAAAGUCAUUGAUUAACAAGGCAAAGAGAAAACCAUGUCCACCCACCUCUGGUAGUAAGGUAAUUGUUAGAGAAGCUCAAGGAAUGGAAUUAGAAAACGUGAAAAUGCGCAUUAAAAUGCAACAGAAAGUGAAAAACGGUGCUGAUAUUUCAGCUCUUCCUACUUUCUUUACAAAAUGAUCAACAAGUUGACAAAAUCCAAAUAAAGGUUCAAAAAGGGCACAUACUAUUA